This is a messenger RNA of Lobosporangium transversale, 799 nucleotides long. RefSeq lists its product as hypothetical. Gene Ontology annotation, molecular function: GTPase activator activity; small GTPase binding. The transcript has a single exon. The record is from RefSeq and is a predicted model, not a curated record. Lineage: Eukaryota; Fungi; Mortierellomycota; Mortierellomycetes; Mortierellales; Mortierellaceae. Gene Ontology annotation, cellular component: nucleus; cytosol; perinuclear region of cytoplasm. Bases 1 to 711 code for a protein of 236 amino acids. Gene Ontology annotation, biological process: activation of GTPase activity; nucleocytoplasmic transport.
AUGAAUUCGCUCGAGGCUUUGGUCAUUUUGGAUUUAGCAUCCAACUCGAUUGGAGAUAAAGAGGCUCUGGCACUGUCAGAGGCACUCAAGACUAACACCAGUCUGACCAAUUUGGACUUGAGUUACAACUCAAUUGGGAAUGAAGGAGCUCUGGCACUGUCAGAGGCACUCAAGACAAACACGGCCUUGACUAAAUUGAUCUUAUGGAACAACUCAAUUGGGAAGGAAGGAGCUCUAGCGCUGUCAGAGGCACUCAAGACAAACACCAGUCUGACCAAUUUGAACUUGUACAACAACUCAAUUGGGGAUGAAGGAGCUCUGGCACUGUCAGAGGCACUCAAGUCAAACACCAGUCUGAUCAAUUUGGACUUGAGGGACAAUUCAAUUGGAAAUGAAGGAGCUCUGGCACUGUCAGAGGCACUCAAAACAAACAUCAGUCUGACCAAUUUGGACUUGAGUCACAACUCAAUUGGGAAAGAAGGCGCUCUGGCACUAUCAGAGGCAUUCAAAACAAAGACCAAUCUGGACUUGAGUCACAACUCAAUUGGGAAUGAAGGAGCUCUGGCGCUGUCAGAGGCACUCCAGACAAACACCAGUCUGAUCAAUUGGAACUUGAGUUACAACUCAAUUGGGAAAGAAGGAGCUCUGGCGCUCUCAGAAGCGUCCAAGAAAAACAUGACCUUGAAUGUUCUUGUAUGGGAAGCGCCUUAAUCGAUUUGCAAAGAACUCUGAGGACCUUUAGCCAAAAGCUUUAUACAAAUGGUCGUAAAAUAGAUGCGCUGAAUGGGUGAUCUCAUUG